This is a messenger RNA of Aspergillus versicolor CBS 583.65, 1917 nucleotides long. RefSeq lists its product as uncharacterized. The transcript is spliced from 4 exons. The record is from RefSeq and is a predicted model, not a curated record. Lineage: Eukaryota; Fungi; Ascomycota; Eurotiomycetes; Eurotiales; Aspergillaceae. Bases 1 to 1917 code for a protein of 638 amino acids. Gene Ontology annotation, cellular component: fungal-type vacuole membrane.
AUGGCGGUGGGAGACGCAUACAAGGCCCGGAUGGCCGAGAAGCGAGCCAUCGGGGCCAAUCGAGGCGACCUCGAGGCCUCCAAAGCCGCCGGUGCCGAGGGUGCAGAGGUCGAGCGCAUCGAGGACGUCGCAGCCGGCGAGCAGAAGCCGAACAAGCGGCAGCGGUUCAAGCGGCAUUUGGGGCGCUUCUGGUGCUGCUACUUGCUUGCUGGGAUUGUAUUCCUGGCCAUCUUCCUGCCGCUCUUCUUCGUCUAUGCAAUACCUGCCAUUGCCCAGCGGCUCGUCAAUGAUACAGACCUCCCCGUCUACGGAGCGGAUAUUACAGACCCUAAGCCGGACGCCGUCACCUUCAAGCUCAGCACCGGGCUGAAAAUCCCCCUGCCUGGGGUCAGCGUCAAGCUGAUAACCUUCGACCUGAAUCUAUUCAACAGAGACUCUGACCCGGAAGUUGACUACCUCACGGUCCCUGUCCCCGAGCAAGUCGUCAAGGGUGAUACGGACAUUAGCGUCACGAGCACAGACACGCCUGUUCUUGACGAGGACGAGUUCGUCAAGUCCUUAACCAAAGCUGUCUACUCGAAGCGGUUUAAACUUUCUGCUUAUGGCAAGACGACGGCGUAUAUUGGCGCGUUGAAGGCGCCGAUUACGCUUGAUAAAGAUGUGGAACUGGAUGGACUGGACCAGCUCAGCGGCUUCUCCAUCGACGAGGCUGCCCUCCUCCUACCAGCCUUGGAAGAUGGCUCGAAUCUACGUGGCAAAGCAACCCUGCCGAACCACUCUGUCGUCACAUUCGCAUUGGGCAACGUAACCCUAAACCUCAAAUCGGAAGAUAUAAUCCUCGGCACCGCCCUCCUCCCAAACGUAGUCCUACGCCCAGGAAACAACAGCGUCGCAUUCACGGGGAUAGCAGACAUAAACGCGGCCAUCUCCAACAUCGGGCCUAUUCUGUCCUCGCAGAAGGAGUCGCUGAGAAAGGGCGAGAUCGCGCUCUCGGCGUCAGGGAACCAGACCCUCUACGCGGGGAAGCAUAUCCCGUAUUUCGAGCGCGUGCUGAACGAUCUCACCAUCACAGCGAGUGUUCCGAUACUGCAAAUCGUGACGGAUACGCUGGGUGAUUUCCUGGGCGAGGGGUCUGAGGGUGUGAUCGGUGCCGUGACGGAUAUCUUCAACAAGAUGGAUUUCGCGACGCUGUUUAAAGACGUGAAUUUCGAUUCGCUUUUCGAUGACGUCGGCAAUAUCGUCAAUAACCUGAACCUGGGCCAGUUGGUUAAAGCGGAUGACCUGAAUACGUUGCUUAAAGGGAUUGACUGGGAAAAGGUUGCCGCUGGGAUAGGGAGUAUCCUGUCCCAGCUUGACCUGGGUGCCUUUUUGGAGAAUAUUGAUUUCUCAGGGCUGUUGCAGAGUAUUGACUGGAAUAGUCUCCUGCAAGGUGUUGCGGGCCUGCUGCAGGAUAUCGACUGGAAUGCGUUGUCGCAGACGCUGAAUACGAUUCUGGAGGAUGUGGACUGGGGUGCGCUGUCGGAGCAGAUCCAGCCGGUGCUGGAUAAGUUGGAUAUCGGCAGUAUCGUGUCGAAUAUUGACUUUGGCGCGAUAUUUGAUAAUCUGGGUCCGCUGCUGCAGAAUGUUGAUUUUGGGGCCAUCUUUGAGAAUCUGGACUGGGGGGCUGUUAUUGGGGGGAUCGGCAGUUUGCUCAAGAAUGUCGAUUUGAGUGGGCUGGUGGAUGGGUUUGUGCAGGGGCUGGAGAGCCUGGAUCUGGGGAGUAUCCUGGAUGAGAUCAAUAUAGGGGGUGUGAAUAUUGGCGAAGUGCUGGGGGGUCUGUCGGACAAUUCUGGGGGAAAUGGGACGAGUCUGAGUGACGCCGUGGACAAUUUCAGGGAUGUGGUGGGCAAUAUCGCGAACAGGACGACUAGUGCUUAA